Messenger RNA from Saccostrea cuccullata (small rock oyster), 1926 nucleotides. RefSeq lists its product as uncharacterized. Bases 369 to 1691 code for a protein of 440 amino acids. The transcript is spliced from 2 exons. NCBI's taxonomy places the organism in Eukaryota, Metazoa, Mollusca, Bivalvia, Ostreida, Ostreidae. The record is from RefSeq and is a predicted model, not a curated record.
ACAUUUUAAUACUUAAGAUCAUGACCGUACAUCCAAUUUGACUGUCAGUCUUGUAAAAUUGCUAAUCGCAUUCGCCUGUAUUACUUGGCAUUUGGAAAAUGUUGAUCCGAGUAUUGGCAAUAUAAAAUAUCAUAACAAGAAGGGUCGUUUACACAUACAGCCUGUUUGUAUUACAGGGGGUUUAUAAUUCUUUGAACCAAUCGUUGUCAAAUAUCACAGCGCGUUUACCUUGUGUCAAUAGAACACGAAAACUUCCCAGAUGAAAGGCCACACUUACAUCUAAACCAAGCGCAAAAGAAAAAAAAUGAAAAUGGCGACUUUUAUCAGCGGUAUGAGAAGUGAAACAACAGAACCAAAUCAUGUGAAUAAUGGCCGAUUCAACCCAUACAUUAUGGAGCGAGAGUGAAGAGAACGACUCGACAAAACCUCCUGUUCAGAAAAACUCCAAAGUCGACGAAUUUUUAUCUCGAAUUAACGACACUUACUGUCAGUCAAAAGCAGAUCAGAUUCUUAGACUGUUAAAAGAUCAAGAGGAUCUGAAUUUGAGAUUUCACGACUGUGAUCUAAACAGUGAGGACUCGGACGAUAGUUUAAGUGACAGCUCUGUUAAGGAAACAGAACAGAGACUGGUGGCUCGAUUUGCCCUCCAUAAACAAAGAGGUGCAAGAUCGAAAACUUCUAUGGGAUUUUAUAACGACACUGAACAAAUAGGAAACUCUAAUUAUAGUUCUGACGAAGAAGAUAUUGCAAUGGAGGAAAGACCAAACACAAGAAUAAACCGUCCAAAAUCUAGCUAUGUUCGUCGUAGAACAAAUGUUAGUGAAGAUUCGACAGAUGAAAAUAAAGAAGACGAUUUUGUCGACACUAGUGCCCAAAGACGCUGUCGAUCAACUCGACCACAUUCGAGACUCGGAAAUAGGGGGUAUGUUCAUCGAAGUAGCAUACUUCAAGAAACUGCUUGCAACAUUCAGGCCCCACCAACAUCUCCUCGCGGAGAUCUUAUUGAUGAAACUAACUAUGACAAAUAUGCUCACACUAGAUCAUCAGGAAACUUUGGGAAUGGCAAUCCAAGACCUAAAUCUCGAAUUAAGGGAUUCUGUGAUACCACUCAAGCUAACGAAGUGAUACCUCAAACACUAGAGAGACAAAAAACUAUACACGAUAUCUCAACUGCACAAACCUACUCAAGUGACGAGGCGAGAGACGAAUUCACGACAACGUCAACUCGUCUCCGCCAUCGUCGUCAGCAGUUUCGUCACUCAAAGGCAAAGAGGCCUGCUUCUGAAAAUGUGUUUCUAGUCCGCCAAAGAACAGAAGCGCGAAUGCUACAAACUCAUAACAACAACGUGAGGCCCACGUCUGAAAAACCUCUAAUACAACAGGCUAAGACCUCAAAAAAAGUUAUCUCUAUAGACACAAAUCCUUUACAGGCCGCACAAAAUGCUGGCUUUCAACCUGCCCCUUCGUCUCUUCAAGCAUCUCAAUCAAAUCCUUACCCCUAUGGUGUAUCUCAGCAGAGACCAGCAUCGAGAAGAAGUCACGGGCGACAGGAUAUUCCACUUAACGCAAUGGGUAAUGGAGUGCGCAAUACCGGAAGAUCAAUUGGAGUGAUGAAGUUGCCUCCCCUCGAUCCAGCUGUUGCUAAACGUGCUGAACGGAUUGUUUUAGCUGCCAGGGAAACAUGUGCUUAGUGCAUUUCGUUUUUCAUAUCACGUGGAUAUGCAUUUUAACUUUGACAACUGAAUUUUUAAAUUAUUAUAUAAUUGUAGUUAUUGAGUAUAUUUUGAUUACUCUGCUGCAAUCGCUUUUAUUUUUCGCCCUGUCGGAAUUUUAAUUCCUCCUAAGCUUUGUUAUCAUAACCAACGGUAUUUAACGCCGUUUGUUUUAUGCCCAAAGUAUAUGGUGAUUAAAUUAACCAAUAUUUUA